AUGACGGAAGGACGACAGGACACAAGUACAGGCACAGACACUGGCACAAACACAAAGGCUGACAGCUGGGCCAACUAUGCGGCCGUCGCCGACGCCUCUGGCCAAAUCUGCCAGCUGUACCGCCGCCUCCAUCGUCUGGCGCCCAUGUCCUCUUUGCUGCGCGACCUGCAUGCCAUCUUCGUCGCCGGCUUCAUCUUGAUGAAGUUGCAGGCAUAUUAUGAAUAUUGGAGCUGGGAGCUGGGAGCUGGGAGCUGGGCCUGCCGAAGGGUACCAUAUUGCCCCGUGGCUGCACACGUCACGAUACCAAUUGAUGAGCUGGGAGGACAUGGCACCUCCGGCAUGUCCGCUGGUAUCGAGCUGGACCUCGAGUCGGACAUCCAUGGAAUCGAAAGGCUGUUGUCGAGGGAGGGACUGGACUGGUUCACAGCGGUGUUUUAA
This is a messenger RNA of Sporothrix brasiliensis 5110, 438 nucleotides long. RefSeq lists its product as uncharacterized. The record is from RefSeq and is a predicted model, not a curated record. Bases 1 to 438 code for a protein of 145 amino acids. The transcript is spliced from 2 exons. NCBI's taxonomy places the organism in Eukaryota, Fungi, Ascomycota, Sordariomycetes, Ophiostomatales, Ophiostomataceae.